CUUAUAAGCAACAAUACACCAUCCUUAUAAUUCUCCUCUCAUCUCUAGUUGUCUUAAUUUCUGUGCAUUCACAGCUCCCGGAUCAUCCAGAUCCGAUCUCUGUUUAAAUCCGACCCGUUUUUCAUAGACAAGAGAUAUGUUGGAUCUUAAUAUAGAUACAAGCUCAGCUCAGUACAAAACAGUUGAACAACAGAAUUCAAGUGUCCAGAAUGUUCUAGAAGCUUCCGUUUCCGGCACUUCAGUUUCCUCCGUCGUCAACGCCGACGAAGCUCCGGCGAGCUCCGGCGAGUCUAUCGCUGCUUUUGGAUUCAACAUGUUGUUUGAGAAAAAAUGUGAUAGAAAUGGCGGGAGUUCGCCGGGAUUGCCGGAAUUGCAGCUUUUUCCGGUGAUCGGAGGUGAGCUGAGCAAUGAAACGGCGUCGUCUAAGUCAUUGCUAAGGCCGGAGUGGCUGAAUUUAUCGGUGCCCGAGGCGCCUAUGGAUUAUCGGGUGAAGAUGAUGGAGGAGAAGCCGCCGCCGCCGGUGGUGGUGCAGCCGGCGGUGAAGAAGAGCCGGAGAGGACCGAGGUCGAGAAGCUCGCAGUAUCGAGGUGUUACGUUUUAUCGGAGGACUGGUCGGUGGGAAUCACACAUCUGGGAUUGUGGGAAGCAAGUUUACUUAGGUGGAUUCGACACUGCACAUGCUGCGGCUAGAGCUUAUGAUCGGGCUGCAGUGAAGUUCCGCGGAAUUGAUGCUGAUAUUAAUUUUACUAUCAGUGACUACGAGGACGAUUUGAAACAGAUGAAAGACUUGACGAAGGAAGAAUUUGUCCAGAUUCUUCGUCGCCAGAGCACUGGAUUCUCACGUGGGAGCUCAAAAUUCAGAGGGGUGACCCUGCACAAAUGUGGCCGCUGGGAAGCUCGAAUGGGUCAACUACUUGGAAAGAAGUAUGUGUAUCUUGGACUAUUCGACAGCGAAAUAGAAGCUGCAAGGGCUUAUGACAAAGCUGCUAUAGAAUGUAAUGGACGGGAAGCAGUGACUAACUUCGAGUCUAGUAACUAUGAAGCCGAAGUCACUAUGUCUAACAAUAAUAAAGACAGACACCAUGAUCUAGAAUUAAACCUUUCCAUUGGAUCUUUGAAAGGGAAUGACAAUAUGAGGAGUAUGCAACUCAAUGAAGCAACAUACGAAUUGACAAAUAGUGGUAAAAGAUCAAAGGUUGAAACCUUUUUUUCUGCUCCUACAAGGGAAGAGACAUCCCGUGCAACAGUGGCAUCGAAACAGAAUCCUACAUGGCCCAGCAUAUAUACUACUUUUGCUCCAAAUUAUGAGGAUAGGGCAACCAGAAAGCCAGAAGCCGAAGCUGGUCCUUCUCUGGGAUUCACCAACUGGGCAUGGCAAAUGAAUGGCCAGGGAAUUGUCACCCCCGUUCCACUGUUUUCAACUGCAGCAUCAUCAGGAUUCUCUUCAACAACCCCGUUAUUUUCAGGCACCCUUUUACAAUCAAACGCCCAAAACAAGAAACUCUGCGUCCCAUCGCCUGCCAACGGAACUCCCCUUUACUAUGGUGGCAAAAACUGAAACAAUUCAACCCCUACAGGCAAAAUGCUUGAUGUUCCAGCAUCAGAGACCAGCAAGCUGGAAUAAGCUACUUGCUGAAACAACUAAGGUCUGUAGAGUUGGAGUUCAUUUGUGUAUACAAUACAUGUAGUAUCAUCAUAGAUUGAUAUGAUCAAUACUAACUUAUUAUUUGCAACUUCUGUUUGAAGUAUAAUUGCGGCUAGUUUGUAUUUGGUUUAUAUAAUCAUCAUCCGCAGUGGUCGUCUA
Daucus carota subsp. sativus is the source of this 1804-nucleotide messenger RNA. RefSeq names its product APETALA2-like protein 3. The coding region runs from base 137 to 1558 and encodes 473 amino acids. Gene Ontology annotation, molecular function: DNA binding; DNA-binding transcription factor activity. NCBI's taxonomy places the organism in Eukaryota, Viridiplantae, Streptophyta, Magnoliopsida, Apiales, Apiaceae. Gene Ontology annotation, biological process: regulation of DNA-templated transcription. The record is from RefSeq and is a predicted model, not a curated record. The transcript has 10 exons.